AUGGUCUCGUCAUCGGGAAUCGAAGAAAGGGCUACUGUUGGUACACCGUUGGUCUGCGCCUUUCUCAAAGGCAGCGAACCAGCUUCCGUUGUCUUCAUCAUAUUCCUGGCUAGUUUGUUUACAAACUCACUCGUGUUCCUCGUUUUCUACAAGAAACCGGCACUACUCACUAUUUCCAACCGUUUCAUCCUCAACUUGGCGAUUUGCAAUAUACUGAACACCAUAUUCGUGAUACCGUUUGUAUUCGUGUCCUUGGUGGCACGAGAAUGGAUUUUCAGCGCGCCCUGGUGUCAGGGUAUAGGAUUUCUCACAACGGUAACUUUCUCGGCCAGCACCUUGACUUUGGUGGUGAUAUCCGUGGACCGGUAUUGCGCUGUGAUAUCGCCUUUGCAUUAUAAGAUGAGGGUGACGUCGCAGCGAGCCACGGUCAUGAUACUGGCUGUCUGGACAAUAGCUGUCGGCGCAGCCUUGCCGCCGAUAUUCGGCUGGAACCAUUUCGAAUAUCAGGCGGAGAAAUUCACAUGUACUGUUUUGUGGAAAAGCAGGGAUACGAGUGAUCAGUAUUACACACUCUUUCUCACACUCGUCUGUUUCGUCCUACCGCUGGGUGUGAUGGUGUUCGCGUAUGCCGUCAUCUGCCGGGCUGCCCGUAACAACAGCGAGAGAACGCGCAGGAACAGCAUUAUUCCGACGUCGACGGAGGAAGUAAGUGCGCAGGCGCUUCCGCGUCACGGACGCAGGCGAAGCAGUGCGUCUCUUAACUUGUUGUUCAGUAGGCGUUUCAGCACGGGCAGUAAAGGGCAGACAUUUUUCCGCCCGGACGAAUGGAGGGCUGCCGUGACCAGUUUGCUUGUCGUGUCGACGUUCAUCGUCUGCUGGCUGCCGUAUUUCGUCAUCAUCGUCUUGGAAUCCACUUUGACGAAUCCCACGGACAUUCCCGCUUCUUUUCAAAGUAUUGCUCUCUUUUUGGUGCUUUCUAACAGUGCUCUGAAUACCAUCGUGUACGUGUUCAGGAGUAAAGUAGUCCGGCAGGAACUUCGCGCCAUAUUCUUGCUAAACCGGGGGAUAUCUCCCCGAGCCUUGGCCUGGGGACCUUCACGAUCGGCGGGGACCGGGGACUCGGCCGACUUCUCCACAGCCUCUGCUCGUGAGGCCCCUCCUCUCCUCCACACGUCCUCCACCAAUACCACCCUUGCCUCCUUGGUCGUUGUCAGCGAAUAUGAAGAUUUAGAAGCAUGAUCAACGUUUAUUAAGCUUCCCAAGGAACUGUGGACCAACAUCCUAUUCAAAGCCAGUCAGUUUUGUUAGUCAGAAUUAAACGCAAAUGUUCAAUGGCAGAGUCAUCAGAUAUUUGACAGUUUAUUUCAAGAUUACGUUAACACUGUUUUAGGCGAGAAGUUCACGUGAAGUCACGCUUUAGUUCAGUUCAGUUUUACUUAAUGAUUUGAAUUUGUGUUUCUCGUCUUUCAGAUACAGAAGAGGUACAGAAGUUUGUGACAUAAAAUGCUAUCGCUAACAUACAUAAUGUAACAAAACUAAAAUGUGAAGGGAUUUAGUGUUAUCAGGUAGACUUAUGUUCACAUUGAAAAGCGAGACUUCGCCCUAUAUGAUUUGUAUCCAUCCCAUGUUUCAAAGCGAUCAUAAGGUAACAAAUUAAAACGUCUGUAAUUUGGGAUUUGUUAGAUUCUUCACACAAGGAUUUUUACCAUGCACCUGUGAAAAAUAUGUCGUCUGUUAUACAUCUCUCACGGAUCAAAUCCGAUAGAGUUGUGAUCAUCUUUGUAUUAUUAUUAAUAUAUGUUCAUUUUUAAACACUGUGUACAGGGUAUUCAUUUCCAUCAUUGAGGCAAUUCCCUUGUAUCCUUAAAGAAAAUUGGAUGACUUGUUAAUAAUCGCAUCCGUUUUCAGUUUUGAAUAGUUCGUGAAUUUGAAAAGGAUAGAUAUUUAAGAGGAUUAUAUCUAUAGGCAAACAUUUUUUUUUAUUAGAUCAGACCCGAUUCGGUUUGUAUGUCGUAAACAUAAAGUUAAUAGUGUGAUCAUUGUUUUCAUUUACUUUCGGUACACAUAUGUAGGUAAAUAAUGAAAUAAUAAUUAUUCAUAACUAUUCAUAUUAAAUUAUUCAUAACUUUAGCGUCAUAACUUUAGAACAGUUUGGACUCUCUGCUUAUCAUUAAGUCAUAAUCGACCAUACCAAAGCCAGUAGGUGUGGAAUCCAUGGUUUUCGUUUUUGAUCUUUUUGAUGUUGUGUAUAAUUGUCGUAAAACGCGUCUCCACCAAGAUGAUUGUCUCCACCUGGCUUCCUCCCCGGCCCUACGCGGGAAGAUCUGCCAGUAACCUGCGGAUGGUCGUGGGUUUCCCCCGGGCUGUGCCCGGUUUCUACCCACCAUAAUGCUGGCUGCCGUCGUAUAAGUGAAAUAUUCUUGAGUUCGGAGUAAAACACCAAUCAAAUAAAUAAGUAAAUAAAUAAAUUUGUCUCCACCAUGAUGAUUCAGCAAGAUGAUUUGUCUGUUAUCUAGAAACUAUUGUGAUGUAGAACACACUUCGGUUAUAAUUUGUUUCUAUGUUUAACGUGUUGUCUGAUCAAAAUUUGCUUGUAAACUAAAAAUCAAACUCCUUGCUGGUUUAGUGGAGGUCAGAAUUCUGCAUAGUCAAGAGGAACGAUUCGUGAAACCGGAUGUUAGUUUUUGCAUGGGCUGCUUUUUCUUAACAACACAAAUCCAUCAGGCCUUUGGAACACAUGGAGUUUUGAUAUUACCGGUUAUCUUUUCACUUGUUGUAAGAAUCAAAACGUUGUUAGUAAUUAAACCUUCUAUUUGAUGAUUGUAAAUAUGUAUCAUGUUUCUCACAUUUUGUAACGAUUAAUGGCGUCACGCUAUUUGGGCAAUAUUGCCAUUUAGCAAUGGAGCAAGUAAGAUAUGUUUCAUAGCCUGAUACUUUAAUCAUGGUUUAAAGCAUAAUAUUGCGUUUGGGAAAAAAAAAGCGGAGUACUAGCCAUACCUUGCUCAGAUAUGAAACAAUUUUUGCCUGUGUGCGUUGGCCAUAUUCUUGCCUUUACAUUAGUUGAGUUAUUUCCCUUGGAAAUAAGUAACGCCUGUUGGCGAUAUCAUAGUUGUACAAGACAGAGUGAUGUGAAGCUACUGAAUCGUUCUUAACAGAUUAACUGUCAAUUUUAUCUUUAGAUGCAAAUUUAGAUGAAUUACCCCAAAUAAUGGUAUUAACUAUUACUGAGCAGGGGCCGAUUUCAAGAAGCAAACUUAGUGCUAAGUAGCCCUUAGCUAGGUGCACUGUCUCUACAACAUUCGUUGUCAUGGUAUUUAAGUGCAAACUUAGCUAAGUGAGCUUCAUGAAACCGGCCCCAGAGUCUUAAAUUGUCAAAAGUGAGCCACUAUGCAAAAAAAGAAAGAGCGUACGUUUGCAAGUCAAGGAUGUGUGUAUUUUCCAGUCAGUAAUCACGCAGAUUGUUUGUAUAUGGAGGGCAUGUGCCAAAUAAAAGUGGCGAUAAAUUAUGGAAGUCAGUCAAUGCCAUGUGUCAUUUCAGCAAUGUCAUUUUAUUCUGUUAGAAUAAUAAAAGGGGGUGUUGUAUGCAUAAAAUACAUUUCUGCCAAUCACUGUUUUAUAUAUUUAUCUGGUUUAUGACAUAUAAUAACUCGUAUAUUUUAUUGUCUACAGAAGGCUUUGUCUAUUUAGGACAAUGUAUGUCUUUUAUACCUGUACGCAUAAUUGACUGAAACAGUGCAAAAUGUUACCGCCAUGAUCACGUUAGGGAAAUCUUUGUUGACUGAAUAUUUGGAAUAACGGGGAAGUGUAACAAAAUGUUCCCAACCUGUGCUGUCUUUAAUGUAUGUUACUAUAAGUAACGCUGCACUAUUUGUGUGCGCCUAUUCACCUUAAGGAUAAAUUACGACAUACAUAACAGAAAAGGACUACAGGGGGCUGUUUCUCAAAGAAGUCGUAACUUUACGCUAUCCUAAUAACCAUGACGUCACAUACUGACGACAUAUGUCGCCUUGGUAUUUACGACCUGCAUAACGUUACGACCCUUUGAGAAAGAGCGCCCUCAGCACGCAUCUUGGGACCACGUUUGAAGACGCACAUUUCCCCGUUGCAUGAACGGCAAGCUUCUUAAUAUCUGAGAAUAAUGUUUUUUGGUUUUAAUGAGUUUGUAUCUUUUGCAUAAAUGUUUGAUUCGUUGUUGUAUGUAUUAUGUACCAAACCAUAUUUUUGUACGUGUAUCGGUACAACAAAAUUGGCACAAAUUUAUUUAUUACGUGUAUUUGAUAUUGAAAUGUAUUGAAUAUUAUAUGA
Molecule: messenger RNA, 4305 nt
Organism: Liolophura sinensis
Lineage: Eukaryota; Metazoa; Mollusca; Polyplacophora; Chitonida; Chitonidae
Product: G-protein coupled receptor 161-like
Biological process (GO): G protein-coupled receptor signaling pathway
Cellular component (GO): endosome; plasma membrane
Molecular function (GO): G protein-coupled receptor activity
Source: RefSeq, a predicted model, not a curated record